This is a messenger RNA of Paraphaeosphaeria sporulosa, 2350 nucleotides long. Its product is annotated as UPF0061-domain-containing protein. The record is from RefSeq and is a predicted model, not a curated record. The transcript has 2 exons. Lineage: Eukaryota; Fungi; Ascomycota; Dothideomycetes; Pleosporales; Didymosphaeriaceae. Bases 216 to 2102 code for a protein of 628 amino acids.
ACCGAUCAGGCAUCAUUCUUACGAACUUGUCCGCCUUUUUGUACAUAUGUAGUAUAUCGCAUAGCAUUUUUGCCUCCAUUGUUUCAUCAUCCUGCGUGCAUUGGACUCUUUAGACUGCCCUUUGGCUCAUGCUUUCACGACUCCCAGCAGCCCGCAAGCUCCCAAGUUUAAGCUCCAGACGAUCAAUCGCGACAUCUAUGCGCCUGGACCAAAUCAUGGCGCACCUCAAUGGCUCUUCGAACGGCACGAACGGCGUUGAUGGAAAUUCAAGACCAGCCGGAUCAUACACUCUACAGUCUCUCCCUAAAUCCAACGUCUUUACCUCGAACCUACCGCCUGACCCCGCCUUCCCCACGCCUGCGAAAUCACACUCCGCACCGCGCGAAACACUUGGUCCUCGCCUUGUGAAGGAAGCUUUGUACACCUUCGUCCGCCCCGAACCUACACAAGAGCCAGAACUAUUGGCUGUAAGCUCCCGUGCGCUACAAGACAUUGGCCUGAAGGAGGAGGAAGCGCAAAGCGAGGAGUUUAAGGAGGUGGUCGCAGGGAACAAGAUCUUGACAUGGGAUGAGAAAACCAACGCAGAGGAAGGAGGCAUAUACCCCUGGGCGCAGUGUUAUGGCGGAUACCAGUUCGGACAAUGGGCAGGCCAGCUUGGCGAUGGACGAGCAAUCUCGCUGUUCGAAACCACGAACGAAAAGACAGGCACACGAUACGAGAUCCAGCUGAAGGGCGCAGGAAAGACACCAUACUCCCGGUUCGCAGACGGCAAGGCGGUACUACGAUCUUCGAUUCGCGAAUUCGUCGUCAGCGAGUAUCUCAAUGCUAUUGGGAUUCCGACGACCCGAGCUCUAUCCCUUACACACUGCAAGGGAAGCAAAGUCUUCAGAGAAAGAAUGGAACCAGGCGCGAUCGUGGCGCGCUUUGCGCAGUCCUGGAUCCGCUUCGGCACCUUCGAUCUCGCUCGCAUGCGUGGCGACCGCAAGCUACUCCGGGAGCUGGCAGAUUACACCGCCGAGCACGUCUACGGAGGCUGGGACAAGCUCCCCUCCAAAGUGCCCUCAGGUGACCCCAAAUCCAAACAUUCUUCCACUUUCACCGGCAUCCCGAAGGACACCGUCGAGGGCGAAGGCCUAGAACAAGAGAACCGCUACACCCGCCUCUACCGCGCUAUCCUCCGCCGCAACGCAGAGACUGUCGCAAAGUGGCAAGCUUACGGCUUCAUGAACGGCGUUCUCAACACGGAUAACACGUCCAUCCUGGGACUGUCGAUCGAUUUUGGACCCUUCGCUUUCUUGGACACGUUCGAUCCUACGUACACACCGAACCACGACGACCAUAUGCUGCGCUAUUCGUACCGGAACCAACCUACAAUCAUAUGGUGGAACCUCGUGCGGCUAGGCGAAGCACUCGGCGAGCUGAUGGGCGCGGGAUCGAACGUCGACGAUGCGGUCUUCAUCUCCGACGGCGUAAAAGAAGAGGAUGCGGACGAGCUUGUCAAGCGCGCAGAAGGCAUCAUUGAGAAUUGCGGCGAGGAAUACAAGGCCGUCUUCCUGUCACACUACAAAGAGCUCAUGACUGCCCGGCUCGGCCUGACUUCGCAGAAGGAGUCCGACUUUGAGGAGCUCUUCUCGGAGUUGCUGGACUUUUUGGAGGCGCACGAACUCGAUUUCCACCACGCUUUUAGGAAGCUGAGCUACUUCACGCUGAGCGAACUGGAGACGGAGCAAUCGAGGAAGGAUGUUGCCGGCCGCUUCUUCCGCUUUAACGAGGCACCGGCCCAGGACGCAGAGUCGCGCUCGCGCAUCGCAAGGUGGCUGGAAAAGUGGGCGGCGAGAGUUAAGGAAGACAAUCCCAAUGACGAGGAAAGGCAAAAGGCCAUGCUUGCUGUUAACCCUAAGUUUGUACCCCGUUCCUGGGUUCUCGACGAAGUAAUCGACCGUGUGGAGAAGAAGGGCGAGCGUGAUAUCCUCCCUGCUAUCAUGAAAUUAAACCUUGAUCCAUUCAAUGAGAACUGGGGCUGGAACGAGUCGGAAGAAGAGCGCUUCUGCGGCGAUGUACCGAAGUACAAGGGCAUGAUGCAGUGUAGCUGCAGCUCAUAGAGCAUCAAACCGUAUACAGCCGAACGGAUAAAACAACUAAAGAUACCAUGUCACGAAUACCAAAGCUUUGAACAUAUUCCAAUGCUGGUACACGUAUGUAUAAAUGUAGCUCAAAAGCUAAUCUACACCUCCAACAAGAUACUCUCCUACCUCCAGAUUUACCCCACGCCCAAGUGACCGCGCAUACUCCCACCCAAAAUUGACUCUCCACUUCGCGGCCGGGUCCAGCACAUCUGAAGACCCCACGC